Molecule: messenger RNA, 1853 nt
Organism: Eutrema salsugineum
Lineage: Eukaryota; Viridiplantae; Streptophyta; Magnoliopsida; Brassicales; Brassicaceae
Product: dihydrolipoyllysine-residue succinyltransferase component of 2-oxoglutarate dehydrogenase complex 1, mitochondrial
Exons: 15
Coding region: 163-1551 (462 amino acids)
Biological process (GO): tricarboxylic acid cycle
Cellular component (GO): oxoglutarate dehydrogenase complex
Molecular function (GO): dihydrolipoyllysine-residue succinyltransferase activity
Source: RefSeq, a predicted model, not a curated record
AAAAGGAAAAUGAACACGUGGACAAUCCUCUGAAUUUGCCAUAUUCUUGUGACUUGCUCAAAGCUCAGAAAAGUCAUAUGCUUUUCCCGGUCCUCUCUCUCUCUCCUCCUUCAAUCCUCCAAACCCUAACUUUCUCAUUCGGCGCUUAAGAGAUUUGGUGCGAUGAUGUUGCGUGCUGUUAUAAGGAGAGCUUCCAGUAGAGGCUCUUCUGCUUCGGGAUUGGGAAAAUCACUGCAAUCUUCUCGUGUUGCAGCGUCUUCCCAAAGCUUUCACUCUGUUUCAGCUACCGAGUCGCUGGUGCCUCGUGGAAGCCAUGCUCGUAGCUUCCAUCGUCGUUCUUGUCCAGGGUGUUCAGAGUGCUCGAGGUCUGUUUUCAGCAGUUACCAAGGCACAGCCCUGCAGAGAUGGGUCAGGCCUUUUUCAUCUGAUAGUGGGGAUGUCGUGGAAGCUGUUGUGCCUCACAUGGGUGAAUCAAUCACCGAUGGAACCCUAGCCAACUUUCUGAAGAAACCUGGUGACAGAGUAGAGGCUGAUGAGGCUAUUGCACAAAUUGAAACUGACAAGGUGACAAUUGAUAUUGCUAGCCCAGCAAGUGGUGUGAUCCAAGAGUAUCUAGUCAAGGAAGGAGACACUGUAGAACCAGGAAACAAGAUAGCUAUUAUUUCAAAGUCUGCAGAUGCUGUGUCUCAUGUUGCACCCUCAGAAAAGACACCAGAGAAACCUGCUGCCAAGCCUUCUCCUCCUGCUGAGAAGCCCAAAGUUGAAACUACUAAAGUUGCGGAGAAACCCAAGGCAUCAUCACCGCCACCGCCGCCUAGACAGUCGGCUAAAGAACCGCAGCUUCCUCCUAAGGAUAGGGAAAGACGGGUUCCAAUGACAAGACUUCGCAAACGUGUGGCAACCAGAUUGAAAGACUCUCAAAACACUUUUGCGUUGCUUACAACUUUCAAUGAAGUUGAUAUGACUAAUCUGAUGAAGCUCCGAUCACAAUACAAGGAUGCAUUUUUUGAAAAGCACGGAGUGAAGUUGGGGCUUAUGUCUGGUUUCAUUAAAGCUGCUGUCAGUGCCCUUCAGCACCAACCUGUAGUAAAUGCAGUUAUCGAUGGAGACGAUAUCAUUUACAGAGACUACGUAGAUAUCAGUAUUGCCGUUGGUACCUCUAAGGGUCUUGUGGUUCCAGUCAUAAGAGAUGCUGACAAGAUGAACUUUGCUGACAUAGAGAAAACGAUAAACUCUCUUGCUAAGAAGGCUAAUGAAGGAACGAUAUCAAUCGAUGAGAUGGCUGGAGGAUCAUUCACAGUAUCUAAUGGUGGUGUCUAUGGAAGUCUCAUAAGCACUCCUAUCAUCAACCCUCCUCAGUCUGCGAUUCUUGGAAUGCAUUCGAUUGUGCAACGUCCAAUGGUUGUUGGAGGAAACGUGGUACCAAGGCCAAUGAUGUAUGUCGCACUGACUUACGAUCAUAGGCUGAUUGAUGGAAGAGAGGCUGUGUAUUUCUUGCGCCGUAUUAAGGAUGUUGUGGAAGAUCCUCAGAGGCUUCUUCUCGACAUAUGAAAGAAAAGAUUCGAGACAGAAAGAGAUCAUACUUCUCUUUAUUGUCUUCUUCUUUUUUUUACCAGUUUCCGUUCAGGUGACCAUUACAAAUAUUGCAAUCUGCAAAUGAUACUUUGAAGAAAGAAAAAAGAAAACACUUUUCUUGGGGUUUCUUAAUAGUUUCAAAAGAGUUUUUGCCGGGCGGGGGAAGCGUCGGUGUAUUGAAUUUUUAUUUUUCAUACACAGUAUGAACAAAAUGUUUACAAUUUUGACUUUAAAUAAUGCCACUGAUUAUUAUUUGGUAAAAGAUUUUCAUUUCCGUA